AUGGCUGUUUCCUUUGACUCUUACUCUGAAUGUCUAACAAUUAUAGGAUAUAUUCAUCGACAAGAAGUACACGACAAGAGCUCAAGUCAUGAAACAUCGAUUGCUGACGAGUCCGUAGAGGAAAGGGAAUUGGAUUUAAGCAAUAAAAGGGGCAAUAAAUGUAUGACCAAUUGCUCACAACUAUCACCACAAGCACCAGUCUCUCCACAACGACCCGAGUCCUCGGCCUCUACCCUCUCGUUAUCGUUGAACAGCACUGGAGUCGACGACUCCAACGAGAAUGUGUGUCCCAAGUCUAACUGCACCGUCAGCUAUACAUACGAUGCCUUUUUCAUCAGUGAUGGCCGAUCCAGAAGGAGAAACACGUCGAGUGUCUCGUCAGCGCCUCCACCACCCGAGCACAAGGAGAAGGCGCGCUAUACGUGCACUGAAUGCGGCAAACAUUACGCCACUUCUUCCAACCUCUCGCGACACAAACAAACGCAUCGAAGCCCUGACUCCCAGUUGGCCAAGAAGUGCCCGACCUGUUCAAAGGUCUACGUCAGUAUGCCUGCCCUCGCUAUGCAUGUGCUAACACAUAAUCUCAGCCAUAAGUGCGAAGCCUGUGGUAAAGCAUUCUCGAGGCCAUGGCUUUUGCAGGGUCACAUGAGGUCUCACACGGGAGAAAAGCCUUUUGGGUGCGCACACUGUGGAAAGGCAUUUGCUGAUCGAUCAAAUCUGAGGGCUCACAUGCAGACCCACAGCGCAUUCAAGCACUUCCGAUGCCAGCGAUGCAACAAAUCGUUUGCAUUGAAGUCCUACCUCAACAAACACUAUGAGUCAUCCUGUUUUAAGGACUCCACGUCUAUGCCCGCCAGUCCUAACUCAUCGCUAUCACCGGCGCCCACAACAUCACGUACUAACUCUCCCCGAUCCCUACAUGAGCCCCACAGUCCGUACUCACCUGCAGAUCAUUCACCUCUUAUACUCAACCAAAGCGAUAACAACAGCAAUAGUAGCGGCGCAUCCCAUUCCAGUGCUAAGCAUUACGAGUCAGUAGUGGGCCCUCACUGUCAGUCAUUCACGCGUUUGACUCAUCGCUCAUCACUAGAUAUGAAACUCUAA
Molecule: messenger RNA, 1104 nt
Organism: Oppiella nova
Lineage: Eukaryota; Metazoa; Arthropoda; Arachnida; Sarcoptiformes; Oppiidae
Source: the annotation of a GenBank genome assembly